This is a messenger RNA of Lachancea lanzarotensis, 450 nucleotides long. RefSeq names its product LALA0S04e06260g1_1 (gene NHP2). The record is from RefSeq and is a predicted model, not a curated record. Gene Ontology annotation, molecular function: box H/ACA snoRNA binding. Gene Ontology annotation, biological process: ribosome biogenesis; rRNA pseudouridine synthesis; snRNA pseudouridine synthesis. NCBI's taxonomy places the organism in Eukaryota, Fungi, Ascomycota, Saccharomycetes, Saccharomycetales, Saccharomycetaceae. Gene Ontology annotation, cellular component: nucleolus; box H/ACA snoRNP complex. Bases 1 to 450 code for a protein of 149 amino acids. The transcript has a single exon.
AUGGCCAAGGAAAAGACAACUUCAAGCGAAGAUAACUACGACGCAAGACUACCAGCUGUUCUGCCAUUUGCACAACCUUUGGCGUCGAAGAAGCUAAACAAGAAGGUACUCAAGACCGUGAAGAAGGCCUCGAAGGCCAAGAACGUUAAAAGAGGUGUCAAGGAGGUGGUCAAGGCCUUGAGAAAGGGCGAAAAGGGCCUGGUCGUUGUUGCAGGCGACAUUUCUCCUCCAGACGUGAUUUCUCACAUCCCUGUGCUAUGCGAGGACCAGGGUGUACCAUACAUCUUUGUGCCAUCCAAACAGGAUCUAGGCUCCGCCGGAGCUACCAAAAGACCCACAUCUGUGGUUUUCGUCGUCCCCGGCAGCAGCAAGAAGAAAGACGGCAAGGCCAAGGAAGAAGAGUACCGUGAAAGUUUCGACGAUGUGGUCAAGGAAGUCAAGUCUUUGUGA